AUGGCCAGGCUUGUUAACGAAACUGGUAACGGGUCUGCGGAGGCUAAGCAUCCCGUAGAUGCUGUACAAACCGCCGACGGAAGCAAUUCCGUCAGUAAAAAGCGAAAGUUGGAAAACAAUUCCGCAGAACAAAGUACGAGCAAUUCCACCUCGGCGGCUGUUUCCGUUGAGUCUGUAACGGAGAAAAAUAAUUUAGAACCGAAGAAAAAAAAGAAGAAAAAAUCAAAGAAGAACAAAACGGUGAAUGGAGAGCCUGUGGUGCCGCAUUUAGUGACGACGGAAAACUGUCUUCAAAAACCUCUUAAAAUUGCGGAUUUGCAGGAAUUGCUGUUCUGGUGUAUCGCUGAUGGACCAUCUCCUUCGUGGAUUCUCGUACGAAACAAACAUCUCGUCGAGCGUGUUGUCACCGUCUUAAUUCCUGGUCUUGAACCUUCUUUAUUUGGUUUUGCUCCGAAACGUUCGGACAAGUCUUCGUUUUUGUUGCCCAAAAUGCUCAAUGGUUGCUGUCCUUCUGAAUUAUCGGAUUUUGUUAGCAUCUUUGAACGUGUAUGGCCAACUCGUUCGCCCGGUGACCGUUUCCGUGUUCAUUCGCCUAUCAACGCAUUUCUCCAGUCGCCCCUUCCUAAACAUGAGAAGGAACGGCGGGACAAGGCUGCCCGCAGUGCUGCUGUAUCCCAUUCUCCGUUGAACUACUUGAUGCCUUUGGAAGCCAUGUUGGCCGACGACUAUCCCCUGCACCCUACUUGUCCUGGGUCAACAGCGUUGCCUGAAGGAUGGGUUGCGUCUCAUGUCGGUUUUGAUACUGAGCUGCCCACAAAGCCUCAAAUACUUGGUCUGGAUUGCGAAAUGGUCAAAACAGAGGUCGGUUCUGAGCUUGCUCGUGUAACGCUGGUUGACAUGCAGCACAGGGUUGUUUACGAUGAAUUGGUAAUGCCCGAGGCACCCAUCAUUGAUUACGUUACCCAGUUUUCGGGUAUCACAGAGGAAAAAUUACGCAACGUUACAACGCGUCUGGCCGAUGUUCAACAAAAACUGUUGCGCAUGGUUGAUGCAAAUACCAUUCUUCUUGGACAUAGUCUAAAUUCCGAUCUUAACAGUCUUCACUUUGUGCAUCCAUACAUCAUUGACACAUCGCACAUUUACCAACACACACGAGGUCCUCCGUCCAAGCCGUCCUUGAAGUGGUUGACCCAAAAAUGGCUGAAGCGUGAAAUUCAAAAGACGGGAGUUGUGGGACACGACUCUGCUGAAGAUGCACUCGCGUGUAUUGACUUGCUAAAACUCAAGAUGCAACGUGGACCCGCAUUUGGUUUAUACAACCAAGACGUGGAGUCUGUUUUUACUCGUCUACAACGUCAGUCUCCAGUGUCGAGGUUGAGUGCUGUCGCUGACUAUGGUACUCCUGACUAUUGGCAUGGCAAGUAUACGAAUGCUACAGUCGCAUGCAAUACGGAUGAUGAAGUGAUAAAUGCUACGAUCACGCUAGCCGAUAAUCAUCAUUUUGUUUGGUCUCGACUCCGUGAACUUGAGUUUGCAGCUGAAUGGUCUACCCCUGCCGGCAAUAAAACAACAAACGGAGCGCCAGCAGAUUCUGAGUCGAACUCUUCCGAGACGCUGUCUCCCGCUGAAAGUCAUAUACCCAAUUCUACGAAUCAAGCCAUGCAAGAUCUGAACCGUAGAAUGCGUUUACUCUAUGAUUCUUUACCGAAAAACACUGUUCUUAUAGCCUACUCGGGCACAGGCAAUCCGGUUGAGAUGUCGCGGUUGAACUCUAUGCGUAUGCAAUUUCGGAAAGAGUUUCAAACGAAGAAAUGGGACGAGUGUUCUGUGCAAUGGACAGACAAAGAGGAAAGUCAAUUGCAAGCUGCCGUUGAGAGUGCACGGAAUGGUGUUUCAUUCAUUGCCUUAAAGUAG
This is a messenger RNA of Schizosaccharomyces japonicus yFS275, 1914 nucleotides long. Its product is annotated as ribonuclease H70. The coding region runs from base 1 to 1914 and encodes 637 amino acids. The record is from RefSeq and is a predicted model, not a curated record. The transcript has a single exon. Lineage: Eukaryota; Fungi; Ascomycota; Schizosaccharomycetes; Schizosaccharomycetales; Schizosaccharomycetaceae. Gene Ontology annotation, molecular function: exonuclease activity; nucleic acid binding. Gene Ontology annotation, cellular component: nucleus.